This is a messenger RNA of Haliotis rubra (blacklip abalone), 2374 nucleotides long. Its product is annotated as globin-5-like. Gene Ontology annotation, molecular function: heme binding; oxygen binding. Lineage: Eukaryota; Metazoa; Mollusca; Gastropoda; Lepetellida; Haliotidae. Bases 158 to 772 code for a protein of 204 amino acids. The transcript is spliced from 3 exons. The record is from RefSeq and is a predicted model, not a curated record.
CAAGGAACGCAUCCUUAACGGAUUUAAAUGAACAUUAGAAAGAAAACGCCAUGUGACAAUUUGUAGCCUUGUUAAAGCAACAUUUGUCUGUCACGAUGUCGGCGGAAAGGUGUGUAGCAUAGUGCGACAUUGAGCGGGUGUGAGGCGUGCUUUGUGUAUGUGUGUGUGCUACUGGAUCAAUACCGCUGUGAUGGGCUGCCUCCAGUCGCGCAGUAGCCCUCAGAUCCAAAGAGAGGUUGCGUCGGCUCCAGACAUGGCGGACGGCUUCUGCGAUCCGGCUCCGCCAGCACCUACGGAUCCUAGGCUACCGUUAAGCGCCCUCCAAGUCUUCAAGUUAAAGAAAUCGUGGAAAGGUAUCAAACGAUGUAUGGAAGCCACAGGGGUAGAGAUGUUCAUAAGGUUAUUCAAGGCCAACGGUGACCUGAAGCAGUUGUUCAGCAAUUUCCGUGAUCUGACCAAUGACGAUGACCUUCGCGUUAAUGAGACGCUAGAAAAGCAUGCAACGCUGGUGAUGGGAAUCCUUGACGAGGCCAUCUCCAACGUGGACAGCGUCGACUACACGUUAGACGUUCUACAUCGAGCGGGAAGAACGCACACCAGAUUCCCGGGCUUUGAGCCAGACCUCUUCGUGUGGAUGGAACAACCGUUCUUGGAGGCCGUGAAACAGACUUUAGGGGACCGCUAUACGGACAACAUGGACGUUAUUUACAAAAUAACUAUCAAGUUUAUUUUAGACAAUAUGGUGAAAGGCAACAAGGAUGCGUUGUCUUGAUGUGUGAGGCAUGUGUGUGUACGCGAGUCACCACUCUGUUAUCACCAUACGUCCAAUGCGUGGAUGCAUGCCAGGAUACCUGAGAUUGUGUGUACUCUUCAUCCAUUUUACAUGAACCGAGGCCCUCAACCAAAGCCCUUUCGACCGUAACGGCCGGACCAUAUCUCAGUGAAGGGGCUCUUAUCUCUUGUGGCAUUCACACACAGUUCAUUGAAAUAGAAGUACGUGUGUAUUGUAUUGCAACGUUGCCGUAUCUUCAAGAAGGACCGAAUGAAAUCAAAUGCGCCACAUCUUCCCUUGACCAACAUGACGUCUCACCAAAUCGGAUUUGUUUGAAAACAAAGUUCUCAUCAAGGAUAUGUUGUGGCAAGACGACUGAUGAGUGACUGCGUUGUUUAUACUCUGCUGUUUUGUGUGUAAUUCAUGUUGUUAACGUGCGUCGUCAUGAACACCACACGUGUUGGCAACGUUCCCUCGGGAUGUGUAUCUCUAAAGCUGUACCUACUGGUUCGGUAACCCCGGAAGCGAUCCCUCUGCCAGAUCCAGGCACAGUUAAUACACCGGGAAUGUGAACUUAUCGCCAGCUACAAUCACACCUUCUGCACGCCUCUAGGAAAUAUUCUAUAUCAGUUGCCUGAUUGAAUCAAUAUCCAAGUGUAUUGGGAGAAACAGGAACCGGUACAAAAGUUCCUGCUUGGAAUCUCUGUGAAUUUGUAUGUUGUUGGUAUUACCGUACGGCAAAUCAGAACUGCUGACUGAAAGGGUAUACACUGUAUUUAUGAACUGUUUGUAUUGUUGUAAUUUAAUAUAUUUUGGUAAACAUUCUCAACAUUUAAUUAAUGUUUCUUGGUAGUUGGAACCAUUCUCAAAGAGGAAUGUUGGCCAUCAAGCAUUGUCAAAGAGGACGCUGUUGUAAAUAUCUAACUGAAAACAGUGAAGUUACUGCAAAAUAUUAAUAACCACUUUUGUCAUUGUUGAUUUAAACAACAAAGCUUUAAAAUCUGAGCAAACGAUGCCCAACUAAACCUGGAUUUCAAAUUCUCAUAAGCAAAAGAAAACGUCAUAUUAACUUUCGGUAACAAUUUCUCAGAUGUGUAACUUUCCAAUUGGUUUCCAACUCAUUAACACUCGACGUGGCACACUUGAAGAAUCGUUUCCCAAAACUUCCCCACGGCCGUAACACAAUGAAUAAAAGUCUAACAUACAAGUAUGGGAUGUCAGUGUAACACGUUUAUGUAUUUCCGGUUAUUUAGAAACCUUUCCUCCUUUAACGACGCUUGUCUACAAUAUCCAUGAAACUAUUUCAUCUCACUGAGAAAAACACAGUGUAUAUUAGAGAAGUCAGGUUAUGUAAGUGGUCCCACAUUCUUGAAUAUGUGCAAAUAUUUUCAGCAUGAUUUAUGGGUUUUUCGAAAUGCUUCAGAAUAACGAGACGGGAUUGCUCAGCACUGAUAGACAUAGAAGAUAAUGUAUGGAGCAGUUUACGAUAGUCAGAAAUAACAUAGAAGUAUUUCCAACAUGAUUUGCUUUCGUUUAUUUAGGAGAUAAUCCUAUUGUGUUUACAUUUUGGAAGUGAUUAUAGUUGGUUGAACGCUGCUAAAU